UUCCAAGAUGGCAGUGUUUUGUUGGAGAUUUUGCCUGUUUUCCGGAAUAAUUUUUCAUUUUCUCGGAUUUUCUCUGUCCGCAGACAUUGAAAUAGACGCCUCUUGUCGAAGUGAAGGCUGUGGAUUCGAGGACAACCCACUGUCACCGUUCAUAAGAUGUGAAUACUUACCAGCAGAGUUUGUUGAGUGUGAUCCACCCAUGGACCUGGAUGGGAAUGAGACAAAGAGAGAGGAGCUGGGCUAUGGCUGCAUUAAGUUUGGUGGUGAGCGGUUUGAGGAUGUGGAGAACACCAGUGUGGAGUGUCGGGUAUUACCAGGGAUAGAAUGUCAGGGAAACAGGACUUUCCUCAGUCUCAACCAAGUACCAUGUAUCAAGUAUUCUGGACACUACUUCGUGACCACGUUGAUGUACUCCCUCCUGCUGGGCUUCUUCGGAGUGGACAGGUUCUGCCUGGGGCACACCGGCAUGGGGGUGGGGAAACUCCUGACCCUGGGGGGCCUGGGGGUGUGGUGGAUGGUGGACAUUAUCCUUCUCUGUACGGGGAGUUUGGUGCCAGUCGACGGCAGCAACUGGAACCAGUACUACUGAGUAACAGACUUUAUCUCCAACCAGGUCUUUUGGAUGGCUGCGAAGACAGUAUCAAAUUGGCCAGGGAGUAUCCAUUUGCCACCUCGUACAACAAAGA
Molecule: messenger RNA, 686 nt
Organism: Branchiostoma belcheri (Belcher's lancelet)
Lineage: Eukaryota; Metazoa; Chordata; Leptocardii; Amphioxiformes; Branchiostomatidae
Product: TM2 domain-containing protein 2-like
Exons: 4
Coding region: 8-589 (193 amino acids)
Source: RefSeq, a predicted model, not a curated record